UUCGAGUUGUAACGCUUGGGGGAGGGGGCUCAAUGGCUUCCUGUAUGUUUUACUUAUUUGAGUAAGACACUGAUCCCAGACAAGGUAAGUAACAUACAUCCAAGUUUAUUACCAUAGACAUUACACACGUAGACGCCUCAAAGCCUGACGCUGCCUACUGGAGCUCACGUAUCAGCGCGGCCGCCGUCUUGGAUGGGUCCCUUAUGCGCCUCCAGAGCAUUAAGAUAGGUACGAAUGCUCAACUAAAUUAAUAAAAACUCUACGAAUCUCUGCCCGAUUUUCACGCUCUUUGGUUUGCUACAAACGACAGGGAUGUAGCCAUAACACAGGACAAUAAUUAAACAUAAAAAAAUAAAACAAGUUAUUUUUCAAUUCUAUUUGUGAAAUUUAACACUACGUGGUCUGGUUUCAAUGCUGCGUCGGGUUUUUCAACUAUAAAGUGCAAAAAAAAAAACAUAGUUGUUAUUUUUCCAUUAAACCCGUUUAGGUCUAUAGCGAACCUGGAGUGGGGAGACCCAUCCAAUAUGGCGUUGACGUUGGAUUACGCUCCAGCACGUAAUAUGGCGUCUACGUAUAUAAUGUAUAUGGUUUAUUACAAGCAGCGAGGGAACAGAACUGACCCCAGAACAGCUGCCGAGAACCGAGAAGGUCUGUUAAGGACGUGAAGCUUGACUACCGCACAUGCUAGUGUUAAAACAGCUCAAUUCAAGACAGACUUUCAUUGUAACCAAUCAGAUCCGUCCUGGAGCAUUGACUGACCAAUCAGUUAUGCUUUCAAACCCAAUGAGGCGGGAUUUCCGAGUGGGUGUGCUAGAGUUAGAAGGGAAGAGUAGGUCAAACGCGCUGCAGGGAGUUUGAAAAACGUGUGUUCGUCUUCGGGAGAGUCUCUGAUAAACCAGAUUUUGUUGGAAUUACAGCAGACGAAAAUUAUCCGCAGACAGCUCGUCAGUUCGGGCUUUGACGAAGUAACAGGCGCAGUGUUGUUGGGCAGGAGUUUGUCCGUGAGAUGACGUUAGCUAACAGUCAAUGCUAACGGUGAUUGUCUCGUGCUCCUUUAUAGUUACGUCGUUGUAACAAACGGUGUAAAUAAAACCAUAGCUUUAAAGUAAGGCAUGGUGCAUCCACGCAGACCUCUAACUUUGCUCGCUAGCUCGUGAACUUCGUGGGCCAGUGUUGAGUCUUCUUCGGGGACUUGUCGCGGUCACAGCUGUCAUGUUUCACUCUGUCCCCAGACGUCCGAUUUGUGAGAUCAGUGUCACUACAAUGAGGCUUCAAGGUGGCCGACCAUUCAGGCGAACUUUCGAAGAGGGAAAGGGAAGGCUCGAGAAGGUCCCGUUGCUGGGCAGAAGUAUGGGCCUGCUCCUGUCGUGGAUCCAGAGGGCAGGUGUGGGUGCCAGUGAGGCCGCAGGAUCCGGCCCUAAGAGGAAGGGCUUGCUCUCCAUAUUCGCGGACCACUGCGGCUUCGUGACGGGACAGAGGCUCCGGCGUGCCUGCCAGAUCGGAGAGCUCUACUCCAACCUGUACUCCGAGCGAACCAGGUGGAGUCUGGUCGGAAACAUAUGGCGCAGGUUUCAGAGUAAGCACGCGUCCAACGGGAGGCUGCUCGCGGCCCUGGCAGGUGUCUUCAUGUGGGAGAACGAGAAGAUCAAAGAUGAGGAAAUCCACAGGUUUGACAUGUGAACUUAUGGAUCAAAUCAUGCUUAGACUGUGUAACUGCAGGUGAAAACAAGUGCAUCCAUGUAGAACACAAUGAGGAUCACAGAAGGGCUUUAGCAUGGAAAAUAAUAAUAAUAACUUUAUUUUGAUAGCUCUUUUAAUAACAGAAAUUUACAGAGAAUCAGAAUGUCUUUAUUGUCCCGUAAAGGGAAAUUAGUUUUGCAGCAGGGCUCACAAAAGACAAGUACGCAAUGACAAAAUAAAUGUAAAAAACAUAGAACAAUUGUAAAAACAUAACACAAUAUCAGAAACACAUACACAAAACCACCUAAAAUUCAGUCCAGAGCUCAUUCCAAAAAUGGAGAAAAACUACUACCAAAUAAGUAAAAGUGCAAUGUGUGCAAUAAUAGUGCAAGACAACAUGAGCAGCCUGAGGGUCAACUGCUAUUCGAUAAAUAAAUUGCACAUAAAAGAGACCUGAAAUCUUUUAGCCCUCCUCAUAGGGGCCCUAAAACAACGGCGUGAAGGUAAAAGCUCAAACUCGCAUCUAAGUGGAUGAUUGGGACAACCCAGAAUGGCAUUAGCCUUCCUCAAGACCUGUCUGUUGUGCUUUCACAAAUAGUCGUAAAGCACUGAACACCACCAAAUGGAAGUAAAAACAACUAAAAACCAAACGCUCAGUUAAAAACAAGGCCUCCGAAUUGAAGGCCGAUUUCAUUUGUCAUAAGAAACGCAGACAAUACAAGAACCAUACAACUUAAAAUGAGACCAUGAGGACCAAAAUAAUGGAGAAAGCUCUAUCUGAGCCCCCUUUACCCUUUUGUCAUCAUAUUAAUGAGAUCACAACUUAGUGAAACAUGUAGAUUUUAGAUCAACCGUCUCAUCUCCCUUAUCAGUCCUUCAAUAAAUCAUGAUCUUGGACUAUGUUAGUGAGCCCUUUAGAUAAUUGUGUUAUUCCUCUUAUGUAAUUAGAGUGACCUUUAGAAAGUGCUGGUGACUCUGCACCUGAAACUUUGACUCUUAAUCAUCCAUCUGUAUAUUUCAUUUUAAUACUUUAUUUCAUUCAGUUAAUAUUUAAAACAUUCAGUACAAACAAGGAAAAAUCUCAAACGUGAAUGAAAAGGAGCAGAAAGAAGAAAACUCUUACAGAGUCUGCCCUUCUUUCAUAAUAUAUUAAUCAACUAAACAAGAGCUGCAGGCCAGCAUGCCUUACAGUUCACUGUUUCGUAUGUUCAAAAACAACCCACAAAACGAACAGAAAAGACCACAUUAAUUCACAUUUUUUCACAAAACAAACAUACCAAGACUUAGAUGAACAUAUUUCCCCGUAUUUACUCAACAUACUGGCUUUGACACUUUUUUGAAGAUAAAAUUUGAUUUAGCUUCCUUAGUUUCUUUAAUCAGAUUGUUCCACAAACGUAUUCCUCUCACUGUAACACAGCGCUCUUUCAGUUUAGCUCUGAAUUUUGGCUUUUUAAAUAUUUCAAAUCCUUUUAAAUUAUAACAACUUUCUCUUUUUUCCAAAUCGGCUCUGGAUGUUGACUGGUAACAUUUUCCUGUGAGCUUUAUACAUAAUCUGCAACAUACUGAAAUCUACUAACUCACUGAAUUUCAACAGCUGCAAUUUAACAAAUAAUGGGUUUGAUGGAUCUCUCUAUUGACCUCUACUAAUAAUUCGUAUUGCUCUUUUUUGUAAAAUUGUGCAAUUAACAUUUUGUGUUUUUGUUUUUGUGAUCUCAAUGUCAACAAUAACCUGUCCUGUUAUUUGUGUCUCUUCUAAAGGUGUGGACUUGAGCUGCAGGCCCUGGAGGCUGCAAAAAACUUAAACACAGCUUCAGGGAAAGCAGCAGGACAACAAGAACCUGGCUGGGAAGUUGUGAUGGAGAGGAAGGACUUCAAAGUGUGGAAACGGCCGAUUCCCAACAGUCAUCUUUAUGAAUACAGAGGUCAGGCAACUCUUCACCUCAUGCCAGUUACUUGUGUUACAGUGUCUCUUAACUGCAGAUAGAAGACAUUCAGCUUUUGAGUGUAACGUUUCUUUGUUGGUGGUUAUUUUGAUUUGUCUAAAAAGUCAGCAGCAUUAUUCUUCUUCUGUUUGAAUUUCAGUGUUGGGCUCCUACAACGAUGUCACCCCAAGACAGUUUUUUAAUGUGCAGGUACACAUUUUUCAAAUCCUCUUAUUUGCUGCAAAAAUGUUUAUCCUAGUGACAUUUUAAAGUUCAAUGAGAAAACAUAACCAUAAAAAAUGUUAUAACUUAAAUACUGUUGAUUACAAUCAUGAAACGGAUUAAACUGAUAGUUUAAGUAAUUUGGUUGAAGGUUGAAUAACAAAGUAGAAGAGCUUUUAUUAUGGAUCAGUCCCACAAAGUUUUUUAAGGCCGUUUGUCUUGCAGCUACUCUUUCGCAACCCAACACGUUUGUACUGCAUGUGCGCAGCACAAAAGCACCACAAAUACUUACUCCCUGUGCUAUAUUAAGCACCUUACCCUUGACUUAUACUCUCUCCUUUCCCCCAGUUGGACACAGAGUACAGGAAAAAGUGGGAUUCUCUGGUUAUCAAGCUUGAAGUGGUGGACAGAGAUGUCAAUACAGGCUCUGAGGUCGUUUACUGGGCUACACACUUCCCUGUGAGUUUCUUGCUUUGUUAUUAUGCCUGAAGGGUGGGGGUAUUUGUUUUAAACAAUGUCUGUACAUAGGUCAAUUCUACUUUUUUCUUUUGUUGCUCAAGCAUUCUCAAGUGCAAUUAAAGCAAAUGCCGGCUAAGUUGUUGUGUAUUAAUAGAUUUUAUAAAGAGACUGUCAACUGUUUAAUCUUGUUUAAUCUCUUCACAGUAUCCCAUGUACUCCAGGGACUAUGUGUAUGUGCGUCGCUAUGAUGUCGAUGUGGACAACAACCUGAUGGUCCUGGUAUCCAGGUAGACCUCUAAAGAAAUACCUAUGUGGUGGAUUAUUGUCAACUGUAAUGGUUUUAUUAGUGAACAGUGUCAAUCCAACGAAAAAAGAAAAAGGGAAGCGGUUGAAACUGCUGAUUUAUUUUCAGUCAUGAAACUAAAGUAAAUCCUGUGACUCAAGUGUCAUUUUCCAAUUCGGUGGCAUUUGGAUGUACCAGUACAACUUAUCUCUUAUGCUGUUUAAUGCAGCAACAAUUGCUCCACAUAGCAAUCCUACAAAAAUCACAUAAUUUUAUUUUUAAUAAGAGAACUGGUAUUAGCCCUUCUCAUCUAAUACUGAAUAUUUAAAAAAAACAAAAAUCGUUGGAUUAUGUUUUUCUAUCUAUCUAUCUAUCUAUCUGUCUAUCUAUGUCUGUUUGUAAGUGACUUGAUUCAUAACUUUUCUCAUAUUUUCAUUGUUUAGAGCUGUUCAUCACCCCAGAGUCCCAGAGAGUCAAGAGUUUGUGAGAGUCCAUUCAUACCAGUCAAAGAUGGUCAUCCGCCCUCAUAAGUCCUUUGAUGAGGUUUGUGAUCAGUGUUUUGCUUCACAAAUGAAUUUACCCUGUACCCACGGUCCUGUGUUUUCAGCAUCUAAGUCAUCACCUGGACUAUUUUCUUUCGUAGAAUGGAUUUGAUUAUCUGCUGACCUACAGUGACAACCCUCAAACUGUCUUCCCCCGAUACUGUGUGAGCUGGAUGGUGUCAAGCGGUGAGCUCUAUUUCACUGGUUAGGACAUCCAAUAACAAUAAAAUUAGAAAUGAAUGUCUUUAAGAGCAUAUUUCAUCAGCUAUGUACUACUUUUUAUUCAACAAAGAGCCAUAAAAAUGUAUUUAAUUUUCAAUAACAUUAGGCAACUGAUCUCAACACCUUGGGCGGCUGUAAGUGUUACUGAUUUGUGCCUCUUGUUUGAUGUGCAUCUCUGUACCUUGUGAUUGUUCCCUUUCUCUCAUGUAUUUGCUGUGUAUUCUACCUCUUGAGUGACUUGGUUCUCCCAUUGCUCCUUGCAGGUAUGCCUGAUUUUCUGGAAAAGCUGCACACUGCUGCCUUGAGGGCCAAGAACCUAGAAGUGGGGAUCCAUGACUACGCAGGAGUCAUUAAAUCCAGCGACACCAACCGCCAGGCUAGCCAGGAUCGACUGAGUGGAGAAACCCCACACACAGGCAGUUCUGGACAGAUCUACGCUUGAGAUUUCUGUGUCACACUCGAAGGGUUGUGUUGGUGUGUUUUCACUUGCAAAUGAACCCGAAUUAAACCCUCCAACCUGAUUGUUUCGGGUACUGUGAAUUGCAAAGGGAAUCUGCAACACAGGUGAAAGACUGUGUCCAUCCAAAGACAUGGUUAUUAAUUUUUUUUCCAUAGAUAACAUGUCACAAGAAUUUUGAACUGUGUCUGUAACAGCGUAACGGCCAUGGGGAGAAAAUGUUGCCACUGAAAUUUUCACCCAGACUGCUGGCAUUAGCAUUGAUUUGCUGAGCCAAACACUGCCUCACGGCCUUUUUGCCUCCUAUGGUUAUGGUGUAUGUUGUACGGUAAUUGGUUAAGAUGGAGCCAAAAUUCCUCAUUGUUUCCAUGGUUUUGCCAAAGCACUGUUUUCUGUUGUUUUAAUGCUCAAUAUCUGUUCUUCCAUUGCUCAGCAAAGCUUGGCUUUUGAACCUGUUCACAGCCACAUCACUGAAUUGGUGUUUGUGGUGGGAUUCCAGCAAGAUGUGAUGCUAAUUGUUUCACUGUACGGGACAUUAAAAUGGUUACUGCAACUGUCUACAAGCCAAGGUUGAGACUAAGACAGAAGAACUACAGACAAGAUCUCUGCACUGAAGAAGGACUGAGGCCAAACUGAGGCUUUCUAACCAGUUUCUCCAUUUCAUAGACUCAAACAAACUGCUUUCCCGUUUGCUUGCAGCCUGAAGGACUGAUCUUGACUUAUCUGGACCAGGUGGAUUAAAAAAAAAAAAAAAAAAAACUCAAACAUUAUGAUGCCAUUAUUGGAAAUUUUGUUCAAAGGAUUGAAAUUGAAACUUAGGGCUUCUCUCUGUGUUUUGAGCAUGCCGUUGUGUCGCUGUUAACGCAGUUGAAGUUGAAGUAUCGCCGUCAGUCUUGCCAUGUUUGUUGGAAACUGCUGAAGUUGACUAAACAGCCUUCUGAUGAUAAACCAGUCCUUCAGCAUUAGGGCAUAGUGUCUUAUAACAACAACGGAAAUCCUCAGAUUGAAUGGUACUAAUGCGCUUCACUACAGCUGUUCCAGAAAGAAAAUAUGUCUUUGAUAAGAAGCCAAUGCCCCCUUAAAGAAAAACAGCACUUGUGCCACACCCUGAUCCAUUAACAUUUCAUAACAGCAAAAAAAUGAACAGCCCCAUUCUCAUCUUGGUGCUCACAACCAGUGUAGCAAACAUCACUCAAGUGUACACUAUUGGAGGAGUGGGUGUUUGUGUUACUGUAGAUCUUGUACAUUUGUGAAACCAUCGCCUGAGAACUGGAAACCCCUGUUUGUAUGAGCACACAAGCUUCUCCAUUAUGGUGAUUCCCCUGUUUUUGUUAAUGACGUGGGUUCUACUGAAAUUCCAUGCUUCGUCCUCCCAAAUAAAUCACUCACGUUGCUUUUGCAAUGAACAGUUUUCAGGGGGUGUUCUGAAUGUACAAACAGCGCCAUGUGCUGCGGAAUAAAGUACACUGUUUACAGCCUGACAAUCUGGCACAACCAUCUUGAAAAUCUGUGUUUAAAAGAAACAUCUCACGUACUAAAAUUUGAUGUUGUCAUAGGUGGUACAUGGGUGAAGGAGCAGCUGCGUCUCUAUGAGAUACAUUUUUGUCAGGAUUUCUUGUGUGUUUGAGUAUUAAUAUAUAUAAAGAUAAAUAUCCACACUAUCUGUAAUCUGUUGUGUAUUUGACAAAGAGAACGCCCAUAUGAGAUCUACAAGGUGUGUUGAAAGUGUGAAGAAGGAAAUAAAUGUUUGUUUUUUUUAAUCUUGUGAGACUGUGAAACUAAAAUAUAACUCGCACAUUAUGCAAUGUUUGCUGAUGUUGAAUUUGGGAAUGCAUCAUGUCAAUGCUCUGCCAUACGUGUGCCAUCUGCACUCAUCUGAAAGAGUCACCGCAUUUUUUUGUCCCCUCUGCAGGCAGUAUAACAUUUGUCGUGAUUAGCUACCACACGUAAUUUUGUUUUUCUAGCAGAGGAAUUACUGUGUAAACAUGAGCUGGUGCACUUGUGAUUAAUUUAAAUGAAAGUGUGACUAAUCAGAUCAAAUAAAACAGCUUUGUGUGUGGAA
Molecule: messenger RNA, 7849 nt
Organism: Xyrichtys novacula (pearly razorfish)
Lineage: Eukaryota; Metazoa; Chordata; Actinopteri; Labriformes; Labridae
Source: the annotation of a GenBank genome assembly